Messenger RNA from Cotesia congregata, 1068 nucleotides. The record is from the annotation of a GenBank genome assembly. Lineage: Eukaryota; Metazoa; Arthropoda; Insecta; Hymenoptera; Braconidae.
ACUGGCGAGUGUAUUGUGAGCGUUGUUAAAAAAUUAUUUUUACUUUUACCUACAAUUAUAAUGAAAAUAGCAAUUGUCGGCGGUGGAAUUGUCGGAUUAACGACUGCAUUAAAAUUACAUCGUGAAUUUAGAAAUAGUGAAAUUACAGUGGUUGCUGAAAAUUACGAUGAUCUUGUUAGUCAUAUUGCUGCAGGGUUUUUUAGAGUUGGGCAUACUUACUCUGGGCCAACGGAAGAAAUAACAAAAAAAUGGAUUAGUGAUUCUUAUUCGUAUUACACUGAAAUUUCUAAAAAAUUUGAACCCAUUCAAGCAGGAAUUGCUGAGAGUGAGGCCUAUAUGUUUUCCAGUUUUAAUCCCGAUAUUGUCCAGAAUAAAUUAAUGGAACAAGUAGUACCGAUCUACCGGAAAACAACUGACGAGGAAUUUAAUUUGAUCAAUAAAAAUAGUAAAUAUGGUUGUUAUUUCAGCACAAUUUUGAUUCAAAAUCAAUAUCACCUUCCUUGGGCAAGAAAUAAAUUAAAAGAAGAAGGAACAAACUUAGUGACAAAAACAAUAAAAUCAUUUAAUGAAUUAGUUGAUUAUGAUUUUAUUUUUAAUUGCUCAGGAUUGGGGGCAAAAAAAUUGUGUAAUGAUAAAAAAAUGAUACCAAUACGAGGACAAGUAAUCAAAGUAUAUGCUCCAUGGGUGAAAGCAACGUUUUAUAAUGAAACAGAUACAUACAUAAUUCCCGGAAUUGAUGGAACUUGUACUCUUGGUGGUACACGUAAUUUUGAAACGUUUAGAAAAACAGUUUGUCCGUAUGAUGCCAAAUCGAUUAGAGAAAGAUGUGAAGAAUUAUUACCUUCAUUGUCAAAAGCAAAAACUUUAAAACAUGCUGUUGGGCUUAGACCUCACAGAGAAGGAGGAGUUAGAGUAGAAAUUGAAAAAAUAUCAAACGAUCGAGGCAAAGCUGUGAUUGUCCAUAAUUAUGGCCACGGUGGAUAUGGAGUCACUACAGCGCCGGGUACUGCUCAAUAUGCAAUUGAGCUCGUGCAAAAUUAUCAUAAAUCUUCGAAUUCUAAAUUGUAG